This is a messenger RNA of Arachis stenosperma, 2172 nucleotides long. RefSeq names its product probable inactive receptor kinase At5g58300. The transcript is spliced from 3 exons. The coding region runs from base 1 to 2073 and encodes 690 amino acids. The record is from RefSeq and is a predicted model, not a curated record. Gene Ontology annotation, biological process: protein phosphorylation. Gene Ontology annotation, molecular function: ATP binding; protein binding; protein kinase activity. NCBI's taxonomy places the organism in Eukaryota, Viridiplantae, Streptophyta, Magnoliopsida, Fabales, Fabaceae.
AUGGGGAAGGAUCUGCCCUUCCCCCAAGCUUUGAAUUCAUGGUUACAUUUUACUUCAUAUGAGUUUGAAUUUGAUCAAUGUGCUAAUGUUUUUGAAUCUCACAUUGUUAGGGAAAUUAAGCAAGUGGUGGAGUCACUGAACUUGAUGAUGCUACAACAUUCAAACAUUUUCAUAGAACAAGAUUUUCUGCUUCUGAUUCAGAUUCUUGUUCUUGUUCUUCUUCUCUUCCCUCAAACUACAAUAUCUGAUCUACAUUCAGAAAAGCAAGCACUCCUUGAUUUUGCAUCAGCAUUUCACCAUGGCAAAAAGGUGAAUUGGAACAUGAACACUUCAGUGUGCAAUUCAUGGAAUGGAGUUACCUGCAAUCCCAAGGGCACAAAUGUAAUUUCACUGAGGCUACCAGGUGUUGGUUUGAGAGGUUCUCUGCCACCAAACACAAUUGGCAAGCUCAAUGGUCUCACAAGUCUUAGUCUAAGGUCUAACACAUUGAGUGGCAAAAUCCCAAAUGACAUUCUUGCCCUUCAUGCCCUAAGGUUUCUAUAUCUUCAACAUAACAAUUUCUCAGGUGAAUUUCCAAAUUUUCUUCCACCUAAGCUUGUGCUUCUUGAUUUGUCACAUAACUCUUUCACAGGACAAAUUUCAGACUCAAUCCAAAAUUUGACUAAUCUAACUGGUUUGUUCCUCAAGAACAAUUCACUUAUAGGGCCUAUUCCUAAUGUAACCCUUCCUAGCCUUAAGGAUUUGGAUUUGAGCUUUAACAACCUUAAUGGUUCAAUUCCUUUAGCAUUUCAUAGGUUUCAAUCUUCAUCAUUUGAUGGGAAUUUGAUGCUAUGUGGACCACCUUUGACAAAACAAUGUUCCUCAUCAAGUCCUCUUAGUAGUCCAAUGUUGUCUCCACUAAUAGUAUCUCAAAAUUCAAGUGAUGUUUCCAAGAAGAGGCCAAUUCUUGGGGUGGUGGUCGCUGCCGCCUUGGGAGGUUUCGGACUACUUUUUCUACUAGUUUUGAUGUUGGUGUUGUAUUUUCUUAAGAAGAGAGUUGGUGAACAAAACGAGGCACCAAAAGAAAGUAAACUUGGUGAGAAUCUUAGGGAGGAUUUUGGGAGUGGUGUGCAAGAACCUGAGAAGAACAAGUUGGUAUUUUUCGGAGGGUGUUCUUAUAACUUUGAUCUUGAGGAUUUGUUAAGAGCUUCAGCUGAAGUUCUUGGUAAGGGAAGUUGUGGAACAACUUAUAAGGCAAUCUUGGAAGAAGGGACAGUAGUUGUUGUUAAGAGGCUGAAGGAAGUUGCAAUUGGGAAGAGAGAAUUUGAACAGCAAAUGGAAACUGUGCAAAAGCUUGAUCAGCAUCCAAAUGUUGUUCCAUUUAGUGCUUACUAUUAUUCCAAGGAUGAGAAGCUAGUGGUUUAUGAUUACCUACCAUUUGGAAGCUUUUCCAAGUUAUUGCAUGGAACAAGGGAAACUGGAAGAACCCCACUAGAUUGGGACACCAGAUUGAAGAUAAUGCUUGGAGCUGCUAAGGGUGUUGCUCAUAUUCAUUCUGCAAGUGGAAGGAAAUUUGUCCAUGGCAAUAUAAAAUCAUGUAAUGUGCUACUCUUAGGUGAUCUACAAGGCUGCAUAUCGGAUUUCGGCUUAGCUCCUCUAGCGAGUUUCUCAGGCUCCUUUAGGAGUCCUGGAUAUCGAGCCCCCGAGGUUAUUGAGACCCAAAAAUCCACACAAAAAUCUGAUGUGUACAGCUUUGGGGUUCUCCUUCUCGAGAUGUUGACCGGAAAAACACCGAUUCAGUAUUCAGGACAUGAUGAUCCGGUUGAUCUUCCGAGGUGGGUUCAAUCUGUUGUUAGAGAGGAAUGGACUGCUGAAGUGUUUGAUCUUGAGCUAAUGAGGUAUCCAAAUAUUGAGGAAGAAUUGGUGCAAAUGCUGCAACUUUCAAUGGCAUGUGUUGCAAUGGUUCCUGACACACGACCCUCAAUGGAGGAAGUUGUAAGGGUUAUUGAAGAAAUAAUAGGAUCCUAUUCUGAGAACCAGACAUCAUUAUCAGACAAGUUCAAGGGAACUCAUGAUUUCAUUCCAUACUACUGAAUAUAUAAUGGUCACAUGGCAUCAUGUUUAGGAAGUUUGCAUAAAUUACCUAGAUACUUUCCUAAUGCUUAUAGCAACAAAUGAACUAAAAAAACAAUA